Molecule: messenger RNA, 616 nt
Organism: Kockovaella imperatae
Lineage: Eukaryota; Fungi; Basidiomycota; Tremellomycetes; Tremellales; Cuniculitremaceae
Product: ubiquitin conjugating enzyme
Exons: 5
Coding region: 38-616 (192 amino acids)
Cellular component (GO): endoplasmic reticulum; cytosol
Source: RefSeq, a predicted model, not a curated record
AGCAAGUGCUUCUCAAUUCUUCGACUGGGUCCAAACCAUGUUCGCAUCAAAUUCCAGGGCGGCUUCGUCGACAGCAACUAGACGGUAUGGGCAUGAAAUAAACAUGGUGCAGAUUUGUCUGAUGUGCCGCAGUCUGAUGAAGGAAUACCGCGAUCUCACAGCAGACCCGUUGCAGGACUCGAUUACAGCCGGUCCCAUCUCUGAGGACAAUAUGCUCGAAUGGGAGGCUCUCAUUCAGGGACCUGAGGGCACACCAUACGAAGGUGGUAUCUUCGCCGCCAGACUCGUAUUCCCUCCUGACUACCCGCUUAAUCCCUUCAAGAUGACUUUUGAUCCACCUAUAUUGCAUCCAAAUGUGUAUAGAAACGGAGAGGUCUGCAUCAGCAUCCUGCAUCCUCCUGGGGACGAUCCUCUUCGCUACGAAAGCGCUUCUGAAAGGUGGUCACCGGUUCAGGGAGUCAGGAGUGUCCUUCUCAGUGUUUUGAGCAUGCUGGCAGAGCCUAAUGUCGAGAGCGGCGCAGAUGUCGAGUGCUGCAAACUGUUCCGCGACAAUCGCCUUGAGUUCGAUCGAAGGGUACGGGAACAGGUGCGGAAUCUCCUUGGCAUUUCGACAUGA